Tarenaya hassleriana is the source of this 1827-nucleotide messenger RNA. Its product is annotated as organic cation/carnitine transporter 7-like. The coding region runs from base 119 to 1606 and encodes 495 amino acids. Gene Ontology annotation, biological process: transmembrane transport. Gene Ontology annotation, cellular component: membrane. Lineage: Eukaryota; Viridiplantae; Streptophyta; Magnoliopsida; Brassicales; Cleomaceae. Gene Ontology annotation, molecular function: transmembrane transporter activity. The transcript is spliced from 6 exons. The record is from RefSeq and is a predicted model, not a curated record.
UACCCUAAUCCGUUUUGACGCUUUGUAACCUCUGACGAUUGCUAAUUUUGAUCUAAAACGACGAGGGAGGAGAUAAGUUGCAUUUCCGUUCAUUCAGAUCAUUCUUCCAGACAUUGAAAUGGGUCCUGAAAGCCCUAGUUUCACGGUGGACGAAGCCCUGGUGGCGAUGGGGUUUGGGAAAUUCCAAUUGCUGGUGCUCGCUUAUGCAGGAAUGGGUUGGCUUUCGGAGGCCAUGGAGAUGAUGCUUCUCUCGUUCGUCGGACCAGCUGUUCAGUCGCUCUGGAAUCUCUCUCCGCACGAGGAUAGCUUCUUAACCAGCGUCGUCUUCGCUGGCAUGCUGAUCGGAGCUUACUCGUGGGGCAUAGUUUCAGACAAGUGUGGUCGGAGGAAGGGGUUUCUCAUGACAGCAGUGGUGACUUUUAUAGCUGGUUUCUUGAGCGCAUUGGCCCCGAACUAUAUUUGUCUGUUAAUUCUUCGAUUUUUUGUUGGUCUUGGUUUGGGUGGAGGCCCUGUCCUUGCAUCCUGGUUUCUCGAGUUCAUCCCUGCACCGAACCGAGGGACUUGGAUGGCUGUUUUCUCAGCUUUUUGGACCGUCGGAACCGUAUUUGAGGCAUCACUUGCUUGGCUUGUCAUGCCAAAUUUGGGUUGGAGGUGGUUACUUGCACUCUCUUCAGUUCCUUCGUCUUUGCUUCUUCUAUUCUAUAGCUUGACGCCCGAGUCACCUCGGUAUUUAUGCCUACGAGGCCGGAAAAGUGAAGCUCUUGCCAUUCUGGAGAAGAUAGCCAGAAUAAAUGGAGCUGAGCUACCGCCCGGUGUUCUCGUUGGAGAGCACGAGACUGGGUGGAAAGAGAAGAAGAGCAUUCCGACCGAAAGCACUCCUCUCCUCACAGAUGCAGAAAAUGGAGAUGAGACUAGCUCCAAGAGAGUUGGUUCUGUCUUAACUCUUCUAUCUCCAAAGCUGAUCAAGACGACUUUGCUUAUAUGGGUUGUAUUCUUUGGUAACUCAUUUGCAUACUACGGCAUUGUGCUGCUCACCACCGAGCUGAACAAUGGCCAAAACAGGUGUUCUCCACUCGAACAGGUCUUGACAAAUUCGGUAGAUGUUGACUACAAGGGCGUUUUUAUUGCCAGUUUUGCAGAGUUUCCAGGGCUUCUGGUUGCGGCUGCCAUGGUGGAUAAACUGGGGAGAAGGCUUUCGAUGUCAUCAACGCUCUUUAUGUGUUGCUUCUUCCUUCUUCCGCUCGUAUCUCAUCAGCCUUCAGGCUUAACCACCGCCCUUCUCUUUGGUGCGCGAGUCUGCAUCAUGGCCUCAUUCACCAUCGUCUACAUAUACGCUCCCGAGAUAUACCCGACGUCGGUGAGAUCGAUAGGAUUGGGAAUGGGGAGCUCUGUAGGGAGGAUAGGAGGAAUGGUGUGCCCACUGGUGGCCGUAGGAUUGGUUCAAGGAUGCCAUCAAACGGCUUCCAUCCUCAUGUUCGUGGCCUUGAUUCUCGUCUCCUGCAUCUGCGUCUGUUUCUUCCCCUUGGAGACCAGUGGCCGCAACUUGCCGGACAGCCUCUCCGUCUCCUCCUCCUCUUCCGACCAAACCCAUUCGUCGUCCGUAUAGUUUUUGGACAGUCGAGGGUUAUAGUGUUAGAUCACAGCUGAAAUAAAAACGCCGAUUGGGCUGCGAUACAUGUGUUACAUGUACAAUAUGUCACAAAGAGAUUAAGGAUAGUUUUUUGCGAUUCUGUAUAUAUCCAUCAAGUAAUGUCGUUGUUGGAUUCAAGACUUGUGAAAGCAUACAGUGAAAUUCAACCCAUCAUAAUGAAUGAUAAUAUUCAUAUU